CUGUUGUAGUAUUGUCUAUGGUCUUCAUCUCUCCAGUAACCUUUCAUGGUAGAAUUGAUACGGCAUAGUAAUUCAAGUUCAAUUUCAUUCGUUACCUUCAUAGCUUGCGAAAGCUUUGGACGGAAUAGGGCGAUGUUACCCAGCGAAUAUUAACCUCACAACGCAACUGCGACGAUAUGGCUAUACAAGAGCUUCACAGCGACAGAAAAUAUGCGAUUCUAAAUAAAAUAUGGCCACGCAUGACUCGAGGCGACUUCGAUACCUAUAUGGAUCUAUACGACAGAUACUUCUUGUUCUUGGAGGAGCAAAUGUGCUUGAUUGAACGGAAGUCAAUUCUUUACUCCACGAAAUCCAUCGACGAACUCACAUCAACUAUUGAACACAUUCGGCAGUUUCCUCAGAAACCAAAGUUCGAGUUGUUCGAAAGUUCGUCGGACGAAACUAUGAGAUCAGCGGACAUGGCCAUAAGGAUUUGGCUGACGAUCGAUAUCCAACACUCAACGCCUGAUUCAAGAACCUCUCGUGUGUGGCCAAACUUUAGUUCGCUCAGAUUCCUGGUGGGAGGUUGGCCAUUCCCGAGCAGAAAGUAUCAUGAUGGAAACCGACAAAUUCCACAAAGCUUCUCUGUUGCAAACCUAACUCGCUACUACGACUUCCAAGUGAACUGGACAAGUGAUCUGACUCAACACCUCACUAUUGACUGGAAAUACAAGCAGAUUACAAUUUUUGAGCACGCCAUUUGCUUAAGAAAUCAUCUUGCAUAUCCAGAUGACUGUCCACUCCCAAAGAUAUUAGUACAAGAGGCUGUUGAUACGAUCAAACUACUUUUUCCAGAUGACAAGGACACCAAAGCAUUCUUAUCCAGAGAAGGAAGAAAGCUCCUCAAGAUUCCCUUUGGACGCGAACGGUCAUUAUCACUUGGAGACUUCUCAUAUUGGGAAACAGAGAUCUCACAGCUAUUAGACGUCUGGGAACAAGGACCUAGUGGUUGGUCUCAGUUGCGCUUGAGGCCUGACCGGAGUAACUUCUUGGAGUACUCUACUUUCUGGGCUGCAGCGGUUGUCCUGCUCCUCACUGUUAUCAGCAUCGUGUUUGGCGUGGCUGGCUUGGUACUCGCUAAGAAGGCGUUAGAUGUCAGCGUUAAGUCGCUUGAUGUAUCGGUAAAAUCGUAUGAGUUAUCUCUGGCUAUUGCAUGUGCUGAAGCGAAUGCGACGGAUACUUUGCCUGCUUUUUGUAAAUAGAAUCUUUUGUAGAUAUAACGAAAAUAAUGGAUUCACCAAGG
Messenger RNA from Fusarium redolens, 1282 nucleotides. RefSeq lists its product as uncharacterized. Bases 177 to 1241 code for a protein of 354 amino acids. The transcript has a single exon. The record is from RefSeq and is a predicted model, not a curated record. NCBI's taxonomy places the organism in Eukaryota, Fungi, Ascomycota, Sordariomycetes, Hypocreales, Nectriaceae.